GCGUUAAAAACACAUCUAAAAACAAAACCAGCAGAAUAUCCGUUAAAUCGCCGGGAAAAAUAUCGCGGAAUGAUAUUUUGAAUCUAGUUACGAAAAGUUAUAAACGGCACUUUUGAUAUAUUUUUGAACGGACGGCAGUGGAAUUCAAUUGGCUGCCUUAGCUUCCAAAAAUACUCGGUGCGUUUCACAAAUCAACCAAUAUAUAUACAUAAAUAUAUACCUGCUGAGCAUAUUGAAGCAGGCAGACAACAUAACAGCAAAAAUCAAAAAUAAAGGCAAAAGAAAUCAACAAAUAUAUACAUAUAACUGUAGCAACAACAAUCAAAAGUUAAUACGAAAGACCGGAGAAGUAAACAACAAGAGCGUAAAAAGCGUGCUUUUGCGUUCGUUGCCGCGUUAAAAUUAUAACAACAAAAAAAAAUAAAGAAAUGUGUACGAAAUUCCAAAAGUGCAAAUUUAUUUAAAUCACUCUGCUGCAGUGCCCAGUGCUCAACGUUCAAAGUUAACAACAGACGGAAAGCUACGCCGGCGGAGAAGUUGGCUAACGAACGGCAUCGGCGGCCCUAGACUGGAACACAAUUCGCGCGUCUAAUUGAAUUUGGUGCGGGAAUCGCGAAAACAGGAAAAUAAAUAACGAUAAAGCCUACCAACCAACCUGUGGCUCGGGCUUCGUUUUCAAUUCCAAUUCCGUUUUGUAUUUGGAUUUUGAUUGUGAUUUGUAUUUGGUUUUGCGAAUUGGACUUUUGUGCCGGGCGGUCAGCCAUCCGGAAGCCAAUCCAAAUGCAAUUGUUUUAAACAAAAGCUGAGCCGAGCUUUUCUACCUGUUAGACAACAAAUCAAGCGGCAGCCACAGCAACAAAAACAACAACAACAGCAUCAUGUGGUGCAUUGUUAACCUGCCCAACGGCACUCAGCAGGCCGUCAAAUGGGAUCCCAAAGCCAAUGGUCAGGAGUGUCUGGAGAAGGUCUGUUUGGCCCUGAACAUCAUCUGUGAAAUGGAAUACUUCGGCCUGGAGCACUGGACACCCAACCAGAAGGAGUCACGCACACGCCAAUGGAUCAACCUGCGCAACCGACUCUCCGGCGACAGCGGCAGCAGUGGCAGCGGCAUCCAGCUGAUGUUGGCCCUGCGCGUCAAGUUCUGGGUGCCAGUGCACUUCAUCCUCCAGGAGAGCGUGCGCAAUCUGUUUUACAUGCAGGCGCGUCGAGAUCUCCUCGAGGGACGCCUCACGGCGCCCGACUGGAGCGGAGCGGCCAAGCUGGCGGCCCUGCUCUGCCAGGCCGAUGGCCUGCGUUUCAAUGAGGCAUCUCUGCGGGCAGAGUGCCCCAUGAGGAUGCGGCGAGAGCUGGCCCAGCAGCAGGCACAGCAACAGCAGCAGGCCCAGCAGCAGCGGGUAGAGCAGCAGCGCAAGGAGAAGGAGCAUGUGCUCAGCUUCAAGAAGCGUCGCCUGUCCAAGCAAAAGUCCAUGGAACACAUCGAGACCUGCACGACGCUGCCGGCGGCCAAUCCGGCCACAAGUUGCAGCCUUCAGCCCUCGCCAUCCGCAUCCGCUUCAGCCUCAGCCUCCGCCUCCACAUCCGCCUGCUCGCAAACGCACUCGAACAGCAGCUCCAGCAGCCCCAGCAACAGCAGCAGUCAGACGGGUCUGGACGAGCGCCUGGCCAGCAAUCAGCUUCGCAUGUACGAGGACUACCUGAUCCAGCCGAGCAGCUCGGAGGGUGAGCCGCCAGCGGACUUUCUGCGCCAGAUUGCCAUCGAACACAGCAAGCUGGCCAAGCUGCAAAUGAGCCUCAAGUCGGCCAAGUACUGGCUGCUCCAGUCCAUCCAGGAUCUCGAGGGUUAUGGCGAGGAGCUUUUCAGCGGCGUGACCACCAAUGAGAGUGCCACCCGCUGUGACAUAGCGGUGGGCGCCCACGGCAUCACCGUCUGCCGGGGGGGUGAGAAACAAAGCAUCCCCUUUGGCGCGAUUGCUGCGGCCAAGUCGCUGCGUCGCACCUUCAAGCUGGAGUACGUGGAUGAUCACAACGAUCGCAAGGAGCUGGAGAUCAAGCUGCCUAAGCAGCCCAUUGCCGCAGGACUAUACCGUUCCAUCACCGAGCGUCACGCCUUCUACGUGUGCGACAAAGUGCGGGGCGUGGUGACCAAUCAGUUUACUCGUGACCUCAAGGGCACCAUUGCCUCCAUGUUCUCGGAGAACACGGAGCUGGGCAAGCGCUAUGUCUUUGACAUUCAGCACACCUGUCGCGAGGUGCACGACCAGGCCAGGAGGACACUGCACGAACGGGGUGGCGAUUUGUUGACUGAGGUGUCAUCGGACGGAGCCGAAGGCUAUUCAGCUGCCGCUGGAGGAGGAGGAGGAGACGGUGCCGCUGCCGAUGCCUUUGGGGCAAUGAUGAUGCCAUUGGCGGGAAGCAGCAGCUCCAUGGCCGGCAAGAUAGAUUUGGCCAUUCGCGAGAAGGAGGCGCGUGAGGCGGCGAUUGAGCGCUGCGUGGACACGCGCAUUUCGGAGGCCAUGCAGUGCAAGAUCUGCAUGGAUCGCGCCAUCAACACAGUGUUCAAUCCGUGCUGUCACGUCAUCGCCUGUGCCCAGUGCGCUGCGAGAUGCAGCAACUGUCCCAACUGUCGGGUGAAGAUAACUAGCGUGGUCAAAAUCUAUCUGCCGCCGGAGCUGCGCACCAGCCAAUCCGGCAGCGGCGCCACAACCACCACCACCACCAGCAGCAGCAAUGCCGAUGGCCAUACGACAGAGGUUGAGGAGCUGCAGCUGGAGGAGAUCUCCUCGGACAUGGCGGCCACCUCGAGCGGAAUGAUGGGAACAGCAGCGGGAGCUGGGGCAGAGGCAACAGGACCUGGCGGACAGCCGAAGGUGACGACGGCCGCCUAGAAUUGGUUGUGCUCGCUGCUGUUCCGGCUGAUGGAAUGGGUGUGCGUGCCGAUUGUCUGAGAACCAACUUGAUCCACUAAUAUUCUAUGACCACAACCUAAAAGGGGAACAAAACCAACAAAAAGAGAAGCAAGAGCUAGCGAGCUAGCAACAUGCAACGUGCAACGUGCGGCAGAAAUUCUUUGUGGUUGAAAGGGCUUAGGAGGAGUAGUCAGUCUGUCAACAAUCUUAGCUCUAUCUUUACUCAAGUAUUUUACGGAUAUAAGCAACUGAAAACUGUAACUUUAACUGUAACUGUAACAUUAACUGUAACUCUAACUGUAACACUAACUUUAACUGUAACUGUAAACUAGUUGCUAGCGAUAUACACACGAUAUUUACUAUAUUUAUAGAUGUACGGACUUCGAGAAAGUGCUAUUCAAACUCGUCUAAGACUUCACUGCAUAGCCUAUGCCUAGAAUCUAUAACUGCAGAUUGUUUCAUAUUCAUAUACAACACCUGUAUACACAUAGAUAUAUUUACGAUCGUUAUAGAUCAGCGAUACCUUAUACGAUAUAUAGCCUAGCCCUUGAAUGUACAACAUAGUUACUUACUAAAUGUUAGCAAUUUUACCAACUAAACUCGAGAUGUAUUUAUUAACUCCUAAAACUCUUUAGUAUUCUUUCUGACCCCCUGCCUCCCGAUUCCCCCAAUUCUCAUCAUAUAUAUAUAUAUACUUUAUGAAUAUAUAGGACAAGCGUACAAUAAUCGCAAACCCAAGGAGCAAAGUAGUACUAAGUACCUGCAAAAAAACAAACAAACAAAACAAGAAACAGAACACGAAACACGAAAAGUAUCUCUGCAGCGGAUAUUACGUAUAGUCAAUAAUUAAUGUUAACAAUGUUAUACUACAUAUAUACCUAUAUAUAUAUACAUAUAUAAAAGAAAAAACCAAUGAAAAAACGUAAA
Molecule: messenger RNA, 3833 nt
Organism: Drosophila kikkawai
Lineage: Eukaryota; Metazoa; Arthropoda; Insecta; Diptera; Drosophilidae
Gene: dnr1
Product: defense repressor 1
Biological process (GO): ubiquitin-dependent protein catabolic process
Cellular component (GO): cytoskeleton
Molecular function (GO): ubiquitin-protein transferase activity
Source: RefSeq, a predicted model, not a curated record